Messenger RNA from Staurois parvus, 2056 nucleotides. The record is from the annotation of a GenBank genome assembly. NCBI's taxonomy places the organism in Eukaryota, Metazoa, Chordata, Amphibia, Anura, Ranidae.
AGGGAAGUCCUCCAACAAGGCUGCACCAUGACACCUUCUCGGGUCUCCUUCCACAUCAGAGGGGCAACAGAGCAAGGGGAAGUCAUUGCACUGUGUGGGAGCAGUGAAGUUCUGGGUGCCUGGAAGCCGCAUAAUGCUGUCAUCCUACAGCCUGACCCCAAUGAUUGUACGGCCUGGAGAACAAAUGUUACACUCCCCAAAGGAACUGAAGUACAAUAUCGAUACUUCAAGGGCUUCUUUCUGGAACCAACGAACACCGGCGGUCCAUGCCAAGUCAUAGUUCACAAGUGGGAGACCCAUCUACAGCCACGAUCAAUAAAUCCUUUAGAUAAUGAAACUUGCAUAGAUGAUGGAGAUUUUGGACUUCACAAUGGUGUUGAAACAGUGGAUUCCGGAUGGCUGACAUGUCAGACUGAGCUUAGAUUACGUCUACAUUUUUCUGAAAAGCAACCUGUUUCUAUAUCCAAGAAAAAAUUGAAAAAGUCUAGGUUUAGGGUGAAGCUGUCACUGGGUGGCCUUGAAGAAGAGGGUGAAGAGGAAGAUCAGGAUAAGCCCUCCCCUAUUUUUCUUCCAAAGAUGGCUAGCACGUUUGAUAUCUCUUUAAUAAGCAACACAGAAUACAAAUCUCGGCAUUCCCAGCCAGAAUGUGGUUAUGCUCUCCAGCAGGACAGAUGGACAGAGUUCAGUAUACACACCAUGGAACCAGACAACUUGGAGUUACUGUUCGACUUUUUCGAAGAAGAUUUGAGUGAAGCUGUGGUGCAAGGUGACGCACUCCCAGGUCAUGUGGGCACUGCUUGUCUGCUGUCGUCCUCCAUCAUGGAGACAGGGGAAAAGCAACGGUAUCCUUACACUCCCAAUCAUGAGCAGGAACGGCAGACAGGCUCUUGGAAAAGUUCGAGUUGACUAUAUUCUCAUAAAGCCAAUAGAUGGUUAUUCCUGUGACGUGCGAAGCUCUUUCUGCAAGUAUUGGAAGCCAAGGACUCCACUUGAUGUCGGACACAGAGGAGCCGGCAACUCCACCACGACUAAAAAAAUGGCCAAAAUUCGAGAAAACACAAUCGCAUCAUUAAAGAGUGCCGCCAAUCAUGGUGCAGCUUAUGUUGAGUUUGAUGUCCAUCUGUCCAAAGACCAUGUCCCAGUGAUAUAUCAUGACCUCACAUGCUGUAUAUCUAUGAAAAAGAAAGCUAAUGCUACAUCUCUGGAGCUGUUUGAGAUCCCAGUGAAGGAGCUCACCUAUGAUCAGCUUCAACUCCUAAAGCUGGCACACGUGAAUGCGCUUAAAUUACAGGAUCAUCAUGAUUCUGUAGAUGAAGAAUGUUCUGUAUCGGACAACCAGCCUUUUCCUUCCCUUCAAACGGUGCUGGAAGGCGUGCCUGAAGAUGUUGGGUUCAAUAUUGAAAUCAAAUGGAUCUGCCAGGAAAAAAGUGGUAAAUGGGAUGGUAAUUUAUCUAGCUACUUUGACAUGAAUAUCUUCUUGGAUAUCAUUCUGAAGACUGUCCUGGAAAAUGCUGGCAAUCGAAGAAUUGUGUUCUCUUGUUUUGAUGCAGAUAUUUGCACAAUGGUCCGUCUCAAACAAAAUAAAUAUCCCAUCCUUUUUCUGACACAAGGCCAAUCCGAAAUCUAUCCAGAGCUCAUGGAUUUGAGAUCCCGAACAACUCCAUUUGCGAUAAGCUUUGCUCAGUUUGAAAAUAUUCUGGGAAUAAAUGUCCACACUGAAGAUCUGCUGAAAAAUCCACAUUAUAUACACGAGGCUAAAUCAAAAGGUCUGGUUGUGUUCUGCUGGGGCGAUGAUACCAAUGACCCUGAUAACCGGAAGCUGAUGAGAGAUUAUGGAAUCGAUGGACUUAUCUAUGACAGAAUUUACGACUCGAAUCCUGAACAGCCCAACAUAUUCCAAGUUGAACAAAUGGAGCGUCUUAAGAAGGGCUUACCCGAGGAAAUGCUCAGGAGCUGCUUGUGCUCCGUUGACCAAUACGUGUGCAAGUCAACCCACUGCUCCAGCAGCCGUGUUUGCAUGAACACCAAUGGCGUCGCCGACCUCAAACCAGUUUAA